This is a messenger RNA of Entrophospora candida, 1875 nucleotides long. The record is from the annotation of a GenBank genome assembly. Lineage: Eukaryota; Fungi; Glomeromycota; Glomeromycetes; Entrophosporales; Entrophosporaceae.
AUGUCAAUCAAAAAAAUAAAUCGUCCCGUAAUAUACUCUUCUUUAGCUAUUCAAAAAAGAUGGAAGGCAAGUACUAUAAGUCCACAUACACACGUUCCGCCAUACGCUCCUCCACUUCCGCCAAAAAAACAAAUCAUCCCACCACCAAAAACAGCAGAAACCCCAGCCAAAGCAUACGAUAGUUCAUUUGUUGGACUUACCGGCGGACAAAUAUUUCAUGAAAUGAUGUUAAGACACGGAGUCAAACAAGUUUUUGGAUAUCCUGGAGGUGCUAUACUUCCAGUUUUUGAUGCCAUAUACAAUUCAAAACAUUUCGAUUUUAUUUUACCAAGGCACGAACAAGGAGCGGGUCAUAUGGCAGAAGGGUAUGCAAGAGCAAGCGGGAAACCAGGAGUUGUACUUGUCACUUCUGGACCGGGAGCAACCAAUGUUGUUACCCCGAUGCAAGAUGCUUUAUCUGAUGGUACACCGUUGGUAGUAUUUUGUGGUCAAGUUCCAACAACUGCAAUUGGAACUGAUGCAUUUCAAGAGGCUGACGUUGUUGGAAUCACGUUUGAAAUAGCAACCACAGGUCGUCCAGGGCCAGUGCUUGUUGAUCUUCCUAAAGAUAUAACAGCUGGCAUUCUUAAAAAACCUAUACCGACACAAUACACAUUGCCUUUCAAGGCAUUUAGUGACUCCACCAAAUUAUCAUCAUCUUUGUCAAAUGAUCCUCUUAUUAAACGUGCAGCUGCAUUGAUUAAUGGUGCAAAUAAACCUAUCAUUUAUGCAGGCCAAGGUGUUCUCACAACAGAUGAAGGACCCGCUAAUCUAAGGGAAUUAGCAGCUCGUGGUAAUAUUCCAGUUACUACCACUCUGCAAGGACUUGGUGCAUUUGACGAAUUGGAUCCUAGAAGUUUACACAUGUUGGGUAUGCACGGAUCAGCUUAUGCAAAUUUAGCAAUGCAAAAUGCUGAUUUGAUUAUUGCGUUGGGUGCAAGAUUUGAUGACAGAGUAACUGGACGUUUAACACAUUUCGCUUUAGAAGCCAAAAGAGCAGCAAAAGAAAAAAGAGGAGGUAUUAUUCACUUUGAGAUAAGUCCUAAAAACAUUAAUAAAGUUGUUCAGGCAACUGAAGCAAUCGAAGGUGAUGUCGCUACAAAUCUUGGAAAAAUUCUUCCAUUGAUUGAAUCAUCCGAAAGGAAAGAAUGGUUUGGUCAGAUAGAGGAAUGGAAACGAAAAUUUCCAUGGACCUAUUCUAAACCAACGUCAUCAGACAAACCAUUAAAACCACAACAGUUCAUUGAAGAAUUAGACAGACAAACACAAGGUUAUAAAGAAAAAGUGUUAUUAACCACCGGUGUAGGGCAACAUCAAAUGUGGGCAGCACAAUUUUUCCGAUGGAGGUAUCCAAGAACUAUGAUCACUUCAGGUGGUUUGGGCACAAUGGGGUACGGUUUACCAUCAGCCAUUGGUGCCAAAGUCGCCAGACCAGACAAUGUUGUUAUAGACAUUGAUGGAGACGCAAGCUUUUGUAUGACAGGAAUGGAAUUGAUGACAGCUGCUCAUUAUAAUAUAGGAGUUAAGGUUUUAAUUCUUAAUAAUGAUUUUCAAGGGAUGGUGAAACAAUGGCAGGAUUUGUUUUAUGAAGAACGUUAUAGUCAAACUGAAAUGAAUAAUCCUGACUUUGUAAAAUUUGCAGAGUCAAUGAACGUCAAAGGUAUAAGAAUUCGUACAGAAGAUGAACUACCUGACAAGAUGGCAGAAUUUUUAGAAUAUGAUAAAGGACCUAUUAUUUGUGACGCUAUUAUUGAGAAACAUGAACAUGUUUACCCUAUGGUGCCAGCCGGUAAAGCAUUAGAUGAAUUUAUUGUACAUCCAGAUUUAAAUAAAUAA